Messenger RNA from Saprolegnia parasitica CBS 223.65, 531 nucleotides. RefSeq lists its product as hypothetical. Bases 13 to 459 code for a protein of 148 amino acids. The transcript has 3 exons. The record is from RefSeq and is a predicted model, not a curated record. NCBI's taxonomy places the organism in Eukaryota, Oomycota, Saprolegniomycetes, Saprolegniales, Saprolegniaceae.
AUUUGCCUUGCGAUGGCCAAGGCCGUGAAGCCAGGCAGCAGCGAGGAUGCGAGUCCGCUGACGAACGACGAGCGCGAGAUACCGAUAGCGCUCAACCUGCCGGGCUUGGCCAUGACCUUUGGCGUCGACUGGGUCUUGGACACGUCGGACCUCUGCGCCGCACGCGAGAAAGAGAUUGAGCUUCUCGCACGCGUCCGCGCCCUGGAAGACGAGAACGCUUCGCUGCGGGACAAGUGCCAGCGCAUCAGCGAAGAGUCGAAUCUCGACAAGUUCAAGAGUCAACUGCUCGUUGAAAUGCUGGCCGUGAGCUCGCUCGAUGAAGAGCGCACAAAAGCCGAGUUUGCCAAGGAGCAGUCCAAGGUCCUGCGACUGCGCCACGACAUGAAGCUCUUGCUCGAGAAAGCCACCAACGAGAACGUCGACGUCCGCGACUUGCUCCGGGCCCUCGCCGAGCCAUGACUCUGAAUAGCAGGAGCGUCGUCGAUUACGCGGCUAAUAAUACGCAACGCACCAUGACAUGUUCCAUCCGCC